UUUAUAUUUAUUCCUGAUUACAUUCUUGAGGGAGCUUAUAAAUUCCUAGUUUAUAAACGAGAUGAGGAAGAUGUGUAAAAACGGACCGGUCGUAACAGCUGCCAUGACCGUUUUCGAAACCCAUCGACAAAACUAUAACAAUAACAACAACGCGUGUAAAGCGAAAGAGAAGACUCCUAUCCCGGAUUACCGCAGAAAUAACUCUCGUUCCCCAACAGAUGAAACUAAAAAUAAAAACGGUUGUUUAGUUGACGAAAUUAGUUUUGAAUCCGCCGUCAGGAAUUUCGAUAGCAUCGCGGAAGACGUCCAGAAAUUCUGUUCUACGGAUUCACUCAAACGCAGAGGCGGCCAUUCGAUCAUCAAGACGGAUUCUCAAUCGGACACCAUCAACAUCACGCAAGAUACGCGAGAUUUUGUCGAAGACGACGCGUACGGGAAUGAUGUGAUCGCGAAGGGCGGCGCGCCAGGGACAGGGAGUGAAUCGAACAGUGACGAAAGUAGAGAUUGUAGUGCGAGUGAGACGUCGGAUAGUGAAGAAGAGAAGGAACAUUUGAUCGGGGAGCUAGAAACCAUCACGGAGGAAUUAUCCGGUACGCAAUCUGGUCAAGGUCAAGAAGAUGACUCCAGCGUGGAAGACGAUUCAACCUUGAAAGGACAGAAGAACCAAGUAUGGUCCGAAGCUUACUCCAGCCAAGGCUCUACGUCAGAUCUGUCUUCGUCUUCUUCGGAACACCAAACCAAUUUAAGAGAUAGCUCCACGCGCUGCAACAGCGACUUCCAAUGGAUCCGUAAGCAACCCACAGAAAGUCCGCCCCCUAAAAUGGACGAGGUCGAACCCAUCCCCAGUACCAAACCCCCUUUGAAUCGCCCCGUCCGCGAGAAAACACCUCGCAAAGAUAAACCAACGACGGAGAGCCUGGACCGGAGAAAAAUGCACCAGAAUAGAGCGGAACGAGACCACAAAUCGCGAUCGCACAUUCUGAAAAGUCCUCCGAGGUUAGACGACUUCACCGGUGGCGGAUGUCAAAGCUGGUGUUGCAAUCCGCACGAAUUCUGUUUCGAUGGUUUCCAAAGAAGACACGAAAGGUUGGAUCCUCAGAGGUACGGCAGCAAUCCCACGCUGGAAAGAAACCAACAUCAACGGUUCGCCGCUGAGAGGGGCAGUCAUCCAGAUAUUUACGGAGAUUUUUCUAGGUAUCGGCACGAAAUGCAGUGCUGUUCUUACCAUAUGGCCCCAAUUGUUCCUCCUUGUUGCUAUUACGGAGAAAGGAGUCACCAUUGGGCUCCACCACCACCUUCUUACACUAAGCCCGCUGAAACGGACGAAAAGUUCAGAAAACUUCAGUAUGAAAAAGAUAACCUUCAGCUACAAGUUCAAGUAUUGUCAGACCAAAUCGAGGCUCAAUCAGACAAGAUAUCAGACCUAGAAAAAAUGCUGUAUGAACGAAAACAACAGUUAUCUGAGACUGAAGACAAAUUACAAAGGGAAAUCUUGUCUAGGUCCUCUCUAGAAACGCAAAAACUGGAAUUGAUGUCGAUAGUCAGCGAGCUAAAGCUGCAGCAAGCCGCUCUAGAGCGCGAAAACUUGGAAUUGCGUAACACUCACUACAAUAAUAACACCGAUCCGAAGAAACCACCGAUUAUACCAAGAAUGUCUUCUCAACCGGCACUUACGUCGACGCCGGUACAACAUGGUGCUAACCAGCGACUGAAUAGAGUAUCACCGUCUCCUAGUCCGGUGACGAUAGCAGCUAAUAGUUCAGGAAGGAUAGACAUGUCGGCGUCUUAUCCAGAUGCUCAUCAAAGACCAAAGACUCCUCCCGCCAAUUUCAAACGCCAGAUCGACGUCCACUACGGCAGUCUUCCGCGUCAGCAGUUCCUGAUGAACGGCAACGCGAGCGGCGUGGACAACAACGCCAAUCCGGCAGCUAACGGAAAUAAAAAAGGAGUAGUCUUCGGUAGGGGAUUUUAUUCUCUGGUAGGGGGCAGGCACAGGGGCUUCUCUGUACCGAAUCUAGCGGAAACAGAAAAAGUCGUCAUUGAAGACGGAUCCGUCGAAUCGCCCGGUUCUCCCAAUAUCUCCUUUAACAAAUCCAAAGGAAUCAAAAAGAUUUUUGGGAAAAUCAAACGGUCUGGCUCGGGCAAUUUGGAGGAUAUUCCCGGUCUGAGCGAAUUUCAACGAGGCGGCGUCAGGGCCACAGCUUCAGCUCGACUGGGAUGGAGCGAACCACAAAUCGUACAAAAACCGGACAAACCUUUCAGCGAAUGGGACACGGAGAACAUAUGCGACUGGUUGCAGGAUCUGGGGCUGGACAGUUACGUGCCCGAAGCCAAGCGGUGGGUACAGAACGGGCAGCACCUUCAGGAGGCCUCUAUCGGCGAAAUCGAGAAGGAGCUGAAUAUCAAGAAUCCGCUGCACAGGAAAAAGUUGCAGUUGGCGCUGAUCGAUACCCAAGCGAACGGAUCCAGUGAUCUUUAUUUGUCACAAGCAGGAAAACUGGAUACAGCUUGGGUCCUGCGAUGGUUGGACGACACGGGCUUGCCGCAGCACAAAGAAAACUUCCUUAUCAAUAGGGUGGACGGCCGCGUCCUUCACAGACUGACCAUGGACGAUUUGGCGCUCUUGCAUGUAACGUCCAUGCUUCACGUUGCCAGUAUUAAGAGGGGAAUCCAAGUAUUACGAGAGAAUAACUACGAGGCUGGAUGUUUGCAAAGGAGGUCUCUGCCCGACGAUCCAGAUCCGCCGACAUUUAAACAGAUUUCUCUAUGGACCACGCACAGGGUCAUGGAAUGGUUGAGGGCGGUCGACCUGGCGGAAUACGCCCCCAAUUUACGAGGAGCGGGCGUUCACGGCGGUCUCAUGGUGCUAGAACCCAAAUUCAACGCUGACUUGAUGGCGGCGCUGUUGUCAAUACCGCCGGGCAAAACUUUGCUACGGCGGCACCUGAAUACGCAUUUUAAAGAACUUUUGGGUAAGGAUAUUAUCCAAGAAAAACGAGAGGCGGAAUCGACGAUGGGGUAUGUUCCUUUGACUCCGUCGUUGAAACUUAAGGUAAAGGUACCAAAGAAAUCGCAGUUUUCUUUGAAAAGAAAAAAGUCGAAAGGGGAAGCCGACUACGGAGAUCUGGUUUGUCCGUUGAAUCCAGAAAAAACAGGUGAAAUGACAGGUCUUAACAGCUCGACGGGU
This is a messenger RNA of Diabrotica balteata, 3187 nucleotides long. The record is from the annotation of a GenBank genome assembly. NCBI's taxonomy places the organism in Eukaryota, Metazoa, Arthropoda, Insecta, Coleoptera, Chrysomelidae.